Molecule: messenger RNA, 819 nt
Organism: Trametes versicolor FP-101664 SS1
Lineage: Eukaryota; Fungi; Basidiomycota; Agaricomycetes; Polyporales; Polyporaceae
Exons: 2
Coding region: 1-819 (272 amino acids)
Source: RefSeq, a predicted model, not a curated record
AUGAACGGCAUCAUCGUCGCCGGUAUUAUCGUCGCCGCCGUGAUUGGCCUCGGCGCGUUCACCUGGCUCGGUAUCCGCUGGUACCGCAAACGCGCCGCGGACAAACGCGCAGCCCGUCGCGGAUCCGCGUUCGCGAACUUCAGCCCGGAGGGCGAGAAGGGCUCCGCUUCGAGCGCCGGCCCUCCCGUCCAGGGCAGCACCUUCUCGCGCGACCAGCUGCACCCUGGCGUCGUGAUGCCCGACAAGGCCGUCCUUCGCCCCGAUGCAUCGCGCGAGGAAAUCAUCGAACACUACUCCUCUGCAGGCGCGCUUCCUAGGCCUUUCGCGCCCUUCGCGCCGAGGGCUAGCAUGGACGGCGGCGACGCCGAAGGCGCAGGGGCAGACUUCACUAGCUCCGGACGUCCCAUGUCUACCGCAUCGUGGCUCCCGCCGGGCCUGCUCGCGGGUAACCGCGGCUCGCGCAUCUCCAUCAUGUCGACCAACUCGUCUAUCGGCGGCGCCUCCGGCACGACCCAAAAGAAGGUCCGGCAGGUGUUCGACCCCGUCCUGCCCGACGAACUCGUCAUUGCACUCGGCCAGUCCCUGACGAUCGUGCAAGAGUUUGACGACGGCUGGUGCAUCGUCGGCCGCGACAGCAUGUUCAAGCCCGGCGAAGUCGAGCUCGGUGCUGUUCCCGCGUGGUGCUUCCACAAGGCCGUGAAGGGCCUCCGCGGAGAGCGCCCCAUGCGUAUCUCUAGUCUGGGUGUUACGGUCGACCUCGACGCGCCGACGCCUGCGUUCGGCCAGCGCGAGAACGUCAUGUCCUGGUCUAACUUCUGA